CAUAUAUAAAGACGACUCUACUCGUCUUCUCUUUGCUGAUAAAGUGAAGCACGGAGCUACGCUUCUCUAAAUUGCUUCCAAAUUCUUUUUUCUUUUCCUUUUUUUGGAGAAAUUUUAUUUGUUUAAUUCGGAACGUUUUCCGAUGAACCGACAAAUCCAAGUUUAAGUGAAUCGAAAGGAAGAAGGCCUUUCGGGUUUUAUCUUUUUCGUUGGAUCUGAGUAAAAAUUUUGCGGAGGUUAUGGAGGCUACGACUUGUUUCCAUUGGUCACAACCGUUUAUUCCUCAUUGUCCUUCUUCUCCGCAAACACUAGCCUCCACCGUACUCUCGCCGUCCUCCCCCAAACGCCGGAACUAUGCCGACGGGGGAUCUCUCGUGUGGCGGUGCGUUCACCGGUUCGAGCAAUCGAAUCUGUUUGGUUCUUCAUCGACGAAGCUCCAUCGGUCGCGAUCUUGCGAGAUUCUGAAGCUGACGAGUCGGAGUAUCAAGAGAACUUGUAGUGCGAGUUUGGAUGCCUUCUCGGACGAGGAAUUUUCCAAGAAGAUUCAGGAAUUCGAGCUCAGAUUCCAACACUCAGCCGAUGAGGAUGAAACUGCCGGUAGCAGUACCAGUAGCAGUAGCAGUAACGGUUCCUGUGCGGAUUUAGAUUCGGUUUCGGAAUUUGUGGAGCCGUCGUGGCCGGAAACAGGUCAUGAACCGCCGGAUUGGCCGCGGCCUGACGAGCUUGUUCCGGCAAUGAUUGAGCGGAGGGCGAAUAGCUUCGAUCUUCCGGUUUCGCUUAGAAUGAUAAAGAAGAAGUUACAAUGGGAAGAGGAUGUUAGAGAAUCGGCGGAAUCUUCUCAUUGCUCCGUCAAAAAGGCUUUCUCCUCCGUUGUGUUCAUGAUUCGUGAACUUCAUAGCUACACUCUACGGCUGCGAGAGAUUCUUUACUUCGAAGAUCUACAGAGCAUUCUCGUUCGUGUCCAGAAAGAAUCUCAAGCUUCAUUCGUUUGGCUAUUUCAGCAAGUUUUCUCUCACACUCCAACACUAAUGGUCUCUGUUAUGAUCCUCUUGGCUAAUUUCACCGUCUACUCCAUGGGGAACAACGCCGCUUUAGCUUCCACUUCGCCGCCACCAGCCGCCGUGGCUUCCGUCGUCGAAUCAAACGACCAAUACCACUCCAAGUUUGACUCAUCCACCAUCAAAACAUUCUCGGUCUCCUCCUCAAGUGGAAAAACAACGUCCAUUGGCGGGAACAAUGGCGGUGGAGGAAAAGUACGACCGAUCGCCGGCGGAGUCGACGAUGACGGACAGUUCAAUCAAUCCAAUCAAUACCGAACGAUCCUCCCCGAUAACGCCUCUCAGGUUUCUUCAUUUGGAACGACGGCGGAGGCAGAGUCGGUCUCAAACAGAGAGGAGGAGUUGGAGGAAGCCAGUUUGUGGAACUCAGUAGUGGAAGAAGCUUCAAAGAUGCGGCAAUGGCGAGAUGAAAUUAUUGAUGGGGAUGCGUUUCGGAAUCUGGUAUCGCCGGUAACGGCGAAUAUCGAAACGGAUGAUUACACAGAGUAUUUAAGAACAGAGCUUCUUUAUCAAACAGGCCUUCUUCAAGAACCUAACAAUCCUCUCCUUCUUACGAACUACGCCCAGUUUCUGUACCUCGUCGCUCAUGAUUAUGACAGAGCGGAGAAGUAUUUCAAGCGAGCCGUGGCGGUGGAGCCGCCGGAGGCAGAGGCGUUCGACAAAUACGCCGCCUUCUUGUGGCAGGUAAGGAACGAUUUGUGGGCGGCGGAGGAGACUUUCUUGGAGGCUAUUUCUGCGGAUCCUGGGAAUUCUUACUACGCCGCUAACUACGCCCAUUUUCUAUGGAACACCGGCGGCGAUGACACGUGUUUCCCUCUCGACUCGCCAGAAGCUUGAGAAUUUAUUUUUCUCAUAUUAAACCAAUUGUGAGAACCGAUCAGUCUCCGGCGGCAACGGCGGCAGUGGUUGCUGGGACAACGGCGAGGUUUGUACGGAAAGUGGUGGUGGGAUGGGUGGUCGGUCGGGCAUUGAAUGAGAAGAAAUAUUGAGUUUCUUUAAUCGGUUUGUAGCAUCUUCACGUGGCUAUGUUAUGCAAUGUCACAAAUGUAUAUUUUUAAUUUUAAUUUUUGGUCUUUUGGUCUUUGUUAAUACAUAACUUUUCUUUUCUUUCGUAAUAAAAUACAGAUUUGAAAUGUGAUA
Messenger RNA from Benincasa hispida (wax gourd), 2198 nucleotides. RefSeq lists its product as uncharacterized. Gene Ontology annotation, biological process: RNA processing. Gene Ontology annotation, molecular function: protein binding. NCBI's taxonomy places the organism in Eukaryota, Viridiplantae, Streptophyta, Magnoliopsida, Cucurbitales, Cucurbitaceae. The record is from RefSeq and is a predicted model, not a curated record.